UGGUGCUCAACUGAGACGGGGGCUCAGUGCCCGAAGGGGUGUGUGUAGGGUGGGGGCGGCCGGCUGGGACCAGCUGGUGGCCCUGGAGAACCUCCCACACACCCACACCCACACACCCCUUUUGUGUUGCAGGCUGCCCCUCCAAGAGCAGAGGCAGCGAGAGGACGUGUGUGCACCGGUCCGCACGGGGAAGCAGUAGGGACGGAGCCCGGCACCACCUCCCGGUUCUCCCUCCAGGGAAACCAGGAAAACAAGAACUAGCAAGAGCUUGACAAACGCCUGGCUUUGAAUUGGAGACCAUUCACCUGCCUAUUGCUUCAUUCCUGGAAAUUUCAUUGCACCUAAGUAAGGAAAAAAAAUACCUGAAAGAAAGAAAACAAAGAACAAAAUACCCCAGAAUUCCUAAGGAACAUUUCACCUGAACCUAAAAUGGUGAGCGAGAGUCAUCAUGAGGCCCUGGCAGCCCCGCCAAUCACCACUGCUGCGACUGUUCUGCCACAUAAUGCCACAGAGCCAGCCAGUCCUGGGGAAGGAAAGGAGGAUGGCUUUUCUAAGCUGAAGGAAAAGUUUAUGAAUGAGUUGCAUAAAAUUCCAUUGCCACCGUGGGCCUUAAUUGCCAUAGCCAUAGUCGCAGUCCUUUUAGUCCUGACCUGCUGCUUUUGUAUCUGUAAGAAAUGCUUGUUCAAAAAGAAAAACAAAAAGAAGGGAAAGGAAAAGGGAGGGAAGAAUGCCAUUAACAUGAAAGACGUGAAAGACUUAGGGAAGACCAUGAAAGAUCAGGCCCUGAAGGAUGAUGAUGCUGAAACUGGAUUGACUGAUGGGGAAGAAAAAGAAGAACCCAAAGAAGAGGAGAAAUUGGGAAAACUUCAAUAUUCACUGGAUUAUGAUUUCCAGAAUAACCAGCUGCUGGUAGGAAUCAUCCAGGCUGCCGAGCUGCCCGCCUUAGACAUGGGGGGCACAUCUGAUCCCUAUGUGAAGGUGUUUCUGCUGCCAGAUAAAAAGAAGAAAUUUGAGACAAAAGUCCACCGAAAGACCCUUAAUCCUGUCUUCAACGAGCAAUUUACUUUCAAGGUGCCGUAUUCGGAAUUGGGAGGCAAAACCCUGGUGAUGGCUGUCUAUGAUUUUGAUCGUUUCUCCAAGCAUGACAUCAUUGGGGAAUUUAAAGUCCCCAUGAAUACAGUGGAUUUCGGUCACGUAACUGAGGAGUGGCGUGAUCUGCAAAGUGCAGAGAAGGAAGAGCAGGAGAAAUUGGGUGAUAUCUGCUUCUCCCUUCGCUACGUACCUACUGCCGGCAAACUGACUGUUGUCAUACUUGAGGCAAAGAACCUGAAGAAGAUGGAUGUAGGUGGCUUGUCUGAUCCUUAUGUGAAGAUUCAUCUGAUGCAGAAUGGCAAGAGGCUGAAGAAGAAAAAGACAACGAUUAAAAAGAACACACUUAACCCCUACUACAAUGAGUCAUUCAGCUUUGAAGUACCCUUCGAGCAAAUCCAGAAAGUGCAAGUGGUGGUCACUGUUUUGGACUAUGACAAGAUCGGGAAGAACGAUGCCAUCGGCAAAGUCUUCGUGGGCUACAACAGCACCGGGGCGGAGCUGCGGCACUGGUCAGACAUGCUGGCCAACCCCCGGCGACCCAUCGCCCAGUGGCACACCCUACAGGUAGAGGAGGAAGUGGACGCCAUGCUGGCCGUCAAGAAGUAAAGGGAAGAAGCAGCCUUUCUGCAUUGGCCCACAUAGUGCUCUUUAGCCAGUAUCUGUAAAUACCUCAGUAAUAUGGGUCCUUUCAUUUUUCCAGCCAUGCACUCCUAACACAAUUCAGUGGUACUUCAAAUCCUGUUUUAAUUUGCACAGAUUUAAACGUAGAGAGCCCCUAAGCCCUUCGUCAUACCACUGCCCUCCAAAUCUACUCUUCUUUUAAGCAAUAUGAUGUGUAGAUAGAGCAUGACUGAAAUUAUUUAUUGUAUCACACCGUUGUAUAUACCAGUAUGCUAAAGAUUUAUUUCUAGUUUGUGUAUUUGUAUGUUGUAAGCGUUUCCUAAUCUGUGUAUAUCUAGAUGUUUUUAAUAAGAUGUUCUAUUUUAAACUAUGUAAAUUGACUGAGAUAUAGGAGAGCUGAUAAUAUAUUAUAUGGUAAAUAUAGUAUAGUCUGCAUUCCAGCAAAAAUAUCAACGUGUAAGGCACUAGUACAGUGAAACUGACAUCUUAAAGGACAACUUAAACCUGAGCUUUCUAUUGAAUCAUAUGAGCACCAAGAUACGCUGACACCACCUAUUUGGUGGAUGAAUCCAAUUUUGGAGAAUUUCUUCACAGGCAAAUUAGCAUGAUCUGAGCAGCAUCCAGCCUGACCUCCAGGAAGUAUAGCCACAAACCAGAAUAGCAUCUGUCUGUACAUAUCUACAGAGUUCAAGUCAUGCUUCACUCUUACAUUCGAGGAAGCAACUGAACAGGGGUCAAUGAUUUCACAUUACUGCAUACAGAGUAAUGACAUGAUGGUGUUCCGUGUGUGUGUGUGUGU
This is a messenger RNA of Mesoplodon densirostris (Blainville's beaked whale), 2512 nucleotides long. It is a transcript of the gene SYT1, whose product is annotated as synaptotagmin 1. Gene Ontology annotation, biological process: calcium ion-regulated exocytosis of neurotransmitter; cellular response to calcium ion; synaptic vesicle endocytosis. Gene Ontology annotation, molecular function: clathrin binding; calcium-dependent phospholipid binding; phosphatidylserine binding. Lineage: Eukaryota; Metazoa; Chordata; Mammalia; Artiodactyla; Ziphiidae. The coding region runs from base 430 to 1698 and encodes 422 amino acids. The transcript has 11 exons. The record is from RefSeq and is a predicted model, not a curated record. Gene Ontology annotation, cellular component: synaptic vesicle membrane; axon; dense core granule.